Molecule: messenger RNA, 1017 nt
Organism: Dictyostelium purpureum
Lineage: Eukaryota; Evosea; Eumycetozoa; Dictyosteliales; Dictyosteliaceae
Product: RNA polymerase III subunit
Exons: 4
Coding region: 1-1017 (338 amino acids)
Biological process (GO): DNA-templated transcription
Cellular component (GO): RNA polymerase III complex; RNA polymerase I complex
Molecular function (GO): protein dimerization activity; DNA binding
Source: RefSeq, a predicted model, not a curated record
AUGGUUAAACCAAAGAAAUCAACUAGUACAUCAGCCAGCAAUGGUGUUUCAGAUCCUAAUUUAGAAAAUAAAAGAACUAAAGUUACCGUAACAAAUUCAAGUGUUGAAAAUGCUAGAGGUACAUAUUAUAGUGGUGCAUAUACAUCAAUUGGAUUUGAUAAUAGUUUUAGUUUAGAAAAAUUUAAAGAAAACUUUAAGAUUAAUAUAUUAUCAGAAAAACCAUAUGAAUUGGUAUUUGAAAUGAUGGGUGUUGAUGCACCAAUUGCAAAUGCAAUUAGACGUAUUUUAAUUUCAGAAGUACCAACUAUGGCAAUCGAAAAAGUAUACAUUAUAAAUAAUACAUCAAUUCUUCAAGACGAAGUAUUAGCACAUAGAUUAGGUUUAAUCCCAAUCAAAGUGGAUCCAAGAAAAUUCAAUUUUCAUUUACCAAAUAAAGAAUAUACAGCAGAAGAUACAUUAAUCUUUAAAUUAAAAGUUAAAUGCGAAAGAGAUGCAAAUGGUAAAAUAAUAAAUGAUACAGUAUUAUCAAAACAUUUAGAGUGGGUUCCACACGACGAUCAAAUUGCAAUGUUCCCAAAUGAAGAAGAUCACCCACGUCCAGUCGAAGAUGAUAUUCCAAUCAUGAGACUUAGACCAGGCCAAGUUAUCGAUGUUCAAUUAUAUUGUGAAAAAAAUAUUGGUAGAGAACACAUUAAAUGGUCACCAGUUUGCACAGCAUCCUAUAGAUUGUUACCUGUAAUUAGUGUUGAUGAAUCAAUUCAAGGCGAAAGUGCUGAAAAACUUGUAAAUACUUGUCCAAAAAAAGUUUUUGAUAUUGAAGAUAGUGGUAGUGUUGUAGCUGCUCGGAUCCAGAGUUUGAACCAAAAGUUAAACUUUGAACGUAUUAGAGAUCAUUUUAUUUUCUCAAUCGAAUCAACAGGCGCAUUAACAUCAAGAGAAUUAUUCCAAGAAGCUAUUAAAAUUUUAAUUGAAAAAUGUAAUAUCGUUGAAGAAAGUAUCAACAAGUUAGUAAAUUAA